This is a messenger RNA of Effrenium voratum, 2154 nucleotides long. NCBI's taxonomy places the organism in Eukaryota, Dinophyceae, Suessiales, Symbiodiniaceae. The record is from the annotation of a GenBank genome assembly.
AUGGCGACUUCGGAGGAGCAGAUGAAGGAGCUGUGCAAGCGCAUCGCGGAGGGCAUCCCGGAGCUUGAGAAGCGCUUCACCGCCGUCGAGGCCAAGUGCGACAGCUCAGCCAGAAGCAUCAAAGAGGAGCUGCUGGAGCGUAUGGCCGCGUUGGAGGCGAAAGUGGAGGCUGGAGCUGGCGCAUCGGGUGGUACGCCGGCAGGGGCUGCUCCUGGGCACGAGGAGGUGCAUAAGCGCCUGGAAGCCAUGGAGAGCGCUACGAAGAGCGAGCGCGAGGAGCUGGCGAAGAAGCUGGACAACAACAAGAAGGAGCUGCAGCAACUGGUUUCAUCUUUAGAGGCGAAGGUGGAGGCUGGCCCGGGCGAAGACUUGAAGAAGGGAGCAGAGGCGCAGAUCAUGAAGAAGGUUGCUACGAGGCUCCAAGACUUUGAGUCCCAGCUCACCAGCCAGCUCUCGUCCGUUGCCACCGACUUUGAUAAGAAGCUCUCCCACGUGCAGCGCGGCACUUCCACUGCGAAGCCAAUGGAUGGCGCCGGCGCAGGUGGAGGUGACGCUGGCCUCGACACGAUGGCAGAGGAUUUGGAUCAGCUGAAGUUCGAUGUGGGCGAGCUGAAGGACAUGAUGACCAACAGCAAGGGCGAGGUGAACCACAUCCGCCGCAUCGUGUUGGCCUGCGAGCGGGACAUGGAAGACUUCACCGCCGCCAUGGACGCUGUGAACGUGGACCUGGACGAGAUGCGCGCCCGCGUCGACGCGACGCACUCGAUCAUCACCAGCCGCCAGCGGGUGGAGGCGACCAUGACGGCGGAGAUCUCCACCAUGCGCCUGGACAUUGGCGACAUUCAGGAAGCACUCAAGAACCACGACUCCUGGAUGGAGGAUGUCUCGAACACCCUGCAGCAGAUGCAGGAGAAGGAGGACAACACGACUGAAGACCUGAUCAACCUCAAGAAUGAGUUCACCGCCAAGCUGGACACGAAGGUGGACAAUGUCGCUUGGAAGGAGGCGAACGACGACCUCGACGCGGCGGUGAAGACGGUCCGCGACAUGGUGUCGUCCUUGCGCCUGGAUGUCGACGCACGCCGCCGCAAGGUGGACGAGAUCUUGGCCACCAUUCGGCACGAUAUCACCUCUGUGGAGACAAACCUGGAAGAGUCCAAAGCCAAGCUGGCCUCUGACACCGAUCACGCCAUCAAUGCUCUCAACGGACGCAUCGACUUCACCAACAAGGACCUUUCUGCGACCCAGGAGAGCCUCCACACCACACAGAACUCGCUCAGCGACUGCUUCAACGAGGUGGCUGUGGUGCGCAGUGACUUGGAGAGAAGCCUCGCCGACACAGAGGCACGGGUCAAGAACGACAUCCGUCAGAAGCAGCAGGAAACCAUGGAGAAGAUGGGAGAUGUGGAGCAGCAGUCCGAGCUGCGGGCCGCAGAGGCGUCUCGGCGCCUGGGCGCGCUGGACCUGCGCAUGAGCGGGGUGCAGGGAGGCCUCGGGGAGCAGAAGCGCGACAUCCUGAAGCUUCGGGAGGAGGUGAAUGGCCUCACCGUGAAGAGCGCCAGCCACGAGGUUGACAUCCAGAAAGUGGGGGACGCUUGCAAGAAGUUGGACAAGCAGCGCAACCUGGAUUCGCAGAACAUGAAAGCUCAGCUGGAUGGAAUCCAUGACGUGCUGGACACCAAGGUCAAUGAGAAGCCCUUCGAAGACGUGAAGCACUGCGUCUCCUCGCUCACCAAAGGCGUCGUGAAGUUCGCGCAAGUCGUCGGGGUCUUCCCGGGCCCGCGGUUCGACGAUGCGGAGGGAGCAGAUGCCGGUGAGGCGGACGUGGAGCUUCUGGGCUGGGAGGAGAGCGCAGAGACACUGGCCUUCCGGGUGGACAAAGCGUGGCGACAACGCUGUUCCCAGCGAUUCCGGAACAUCUUGGACAUGAUUGCGAAGAAGGCUGACCACAGUGUGCUGCGCCUGCUGCAGAUCUCACAGCAGCACAUCGAGUCGCAACUGGAGCGUGUGAAGCACGAGCGCGAGCUGUGGAAGGAGGUCGUGGAGCGCCGCCAGCAGCAGCCGCUUCAACUCGCCCUGUCCAUGAAAGAGCCUCUUCCUCCGGCAUCACUCCCGGAGGGGAGUCAGACAGCAAGGGGACCUUUCCGCGGAUGA